This is a messenger RNA of Erythranthe guttata (spotted monkey flower), 2698 nucleotides long. RefSeq names its product putative galactinol--sucrose galactosyltransferase 1. The record is from RefSeq and is a predicted model, not a curated record. NCBI's taxonomy places the organism in Eukaryota, Viridiplantae, Streptophyta, Magnoliopsida, Lamiales, Phrymaceae.
AGUAUGCAAGAAAGGAAAUUCCCGCCAAGAACGGAAACCGUGAAAAAUUGCACAUACGUCCCUCGUGAUUUGUUAUUAACUAUAAAUACCCGAACACGCCUCUCCCAUUUCUCAUCAACCCAUUAUUCGUUUCUACGUUUAGUACAAGAGAACGCUGUUCAUCGUGUUCAUCGAUCCUCUCUGUUUUUUUUUUUUUUUCAAUUCUUGUGAGAAGAUGACGGUGGGUUCUGGGAUUUCCGUGAGUGAUGGAAGGCUGAAUGUGUUGGGUGAGACCAUUUUGACCGAUGUUAAGGACAAUGUUAUCGUUACGCCGGCCACCGGCGGACUUUUGACCAACGGAGCUUUCAUCGGAGUUCAUUCCGAUCAAACUGGUAGCCGGAGAGUCUUCCCCGUCGGCAAACUCCGGGAUUUGAGAUUUAUGUGUGUGUUCCGAUUCAAGUUAUGGUGGAUGACACAGAGGAUGGGAUCGUGUGGGGAAGAAAUACCUUACGAAACCCAGUUUUUGAUUGUUGAAGGCAAAGAAGAUCAGUCUUCUGCUAUUAAUUAUGUUGUCUUCUUGCCCAUUUUAGAGGGUGAUUUCAGAGCUGUUUUACAGGGAAAUUCCAACAAUGAAUUGGAAAUUUGCUUGGAAAGCGGGGAUCCUGAUGUGAAAGAGUUCGAUGGAAGCCACCUAGUGUUUGUUGCAGCUGGAUCCGAUCCAUUCGAUGUCAUCACGAAUGCGGUCAAAACUGUGGAGGGGCAUUUGCAGACUUUCAGCCACCGUGAACGAAAGAAGAUGCCGGACAUGUUGAACUGGUUCGGGUGGUGCACGUGGGAUGCAUUCUACACUAACGUUACCGCUGAGGGAGUCAAACAGGGUUUAGAGAGUUUGGAGAAAGGGGGGAUUCCACCAAAGUUUGUCAUAAUCGACGAUGGAUGGCAAUCAGUCGGUAUGGACCCCACAAGCGAGGGAGCCAUAGCCGAUAACUCAGCCAAUUUCGCCAACAGGCUAACAAACAUCAAAGAGAAUCACAAAUUCCAGAAAAAUGGAAAAGAAGGCCAAAGGGUAGAAGAUCCAUCAAUGGGAAUCCGCCACAUCGUCAAACAAGUUAAAGAUCAACACUUGGUCAAAUACGUUUACGUGUGGCAUGCAUUGGCAGGGUACUGGGGAGGUGUCAAGCCAGGAUUGGUUGAAACCGGCCAAUACGAUUCCAAGAUGUCUUACCCCGUUUCCUCGCCAGGUGUUGACUCGAACGAACCGUGCGAUGCUUUCAACAGCAUUGCCAAGAAUGGACUUGGUUUAGUCAACCCCGAAAAGGUCUUCAGUUUCUACAACGAUUUACACUCUUACCUUUCGUCGGCUGGUAUCGAUGGGGUUAAAGUAGAUGUCCAGAACAUUCUAGAAACCCUAGGAGCGGGCCAUGGUGGAAGAGUGAAACUCGCAAGAAAAUACCACCAAGCUCUCGAGGCGUCGAUUUCUAGAAACUUUCCGGAUAAUGGAAUCAUUUCGUGCAUGAGUCACAACACGGAUGGCUUGUACAGCUCGAAGCGUUCGGCUGUUAUAAGAGCAUCGGACGAUUUUUGGCCGAGGGAUCCAGCUUCACACACGAUCCACAUUGCAUCGGUUGCUUAUAAUACCGUUUUUCUUGGAGAGUUUAUGCAGCCAGAUUGGGAUAUGUUUCAUAGUGUGCAUGAAAUGGCUGAAUAUCACGGAGCAGCACGUGCUGUGGGAGGUUGUGCUCUAUAUGUCAGUGAUAAGCCUGGACAACAUGACUUUAACCUUCUGAGGAAGCUCGUACUUCCCGACGGCUCAAUCUUGAGGGCAAAACUACCGGGAAGGCCAACACGCGAUUGCCUGUUUUCCGAUCCCGCUAGAGAUGGAAAAACUUUACUGAAAAUCUGGAAUCUGAAUGAUCACAACGGAGUAGUGGGGGUAUUUAACUGCCAAGGAGCUGGCUGGUGUAAAAACGAAAAGAGGAAUCUGAUUCAUGACGAACAACCUGACACAAUAACCGGAAUUAUUCGAGCUAAGGACGUCGAUUAUCUUCCAAGAAUUGCUGGUGAUAAAUGGAAUGGAGAUGCAAUCGUCUACUCUCAUAUACACGGGGAUUUGGUUUAUCUUGAGAAAAGCACGUCUCUGUCUGUAACACUUAAGACGAGAGAGUAUGAAGUUUUCACGGUGGUUCCCGUGAGUGAGAUCUCGAACAAGGUUGCAUUUGCACCGAUUGGUCUUAUCAAAAUGUUUAAUUCCGGAGGGGCAGUUAAGGAAUUAAACUGUGAAGUGGAAAGUUCCGGAACAAUCCAGAUGAAAGUCCGGGGUUGUGGGCCCUUUGGAGCGUAUUCGUCUGUUAGGCCUAAGAGAAUCCAAGUUGAUGGCGAUGAAGUUGAGUUCGAAUAUGAAGAAGCUUCCGGAUUCAUUAGGUUCGAUCUGCGAGUUCCGGAAGAAGAGAUGUACCUUUGGAAUGUGGUGGUUGAACUUUGAGGAAGAAUCUGUUUUGACUAGGAUCUUAUGCAGGAUCCAUUUUCUAAUAGUGUCUGAAAAAUGCUGAUUUAUUUCUACUUAUGUUUAUUAUUUAUUUUUGGCACGCAUUGUGCGAAUCGAAUGUCUGAAUGUUUAACCAUUGAUCUUGACACCAAGUCGAAUGGUGAAAAGUACGAGAAAAAAAACUGUUAUUUGAUUAUGAGUUUGGCUACAACGUUAUAAAUUAAGUUGUUUGAA